AAAUUUAAUUUAAAAUUAUUUUAAAAUUACUUUAUUCUAAAUAAAGUUCCAACAAAAUAAACAUUCAACGAUAGUCCAAGGCUUUGUCAAUUGUACGAGAUUUGUUGCGCGAGGGCAUCUUUCUAUUUAAUAUAUUCAAUCUUGAAGAUAUAAGCAAAAACUUUCGAAUAACUUAUCAAUAUGUAUAAAAUAAUGGAUGGUAUCAUACGUCAACCGAAGAAAAAAGUCAGUGAUCUAAGGCAACGCUACGAAAAUCUCUUACAAAACUUACAAAAUGUUAAAAAUGAAGAAAAUGAAAAUGUUGAGCAGAUAAAAGCAGCUACUUACUCAGAAAUAAAUGAUUUAACUGAGAGGAAAGAAGCGACUUGUGUACCAGCUGUGGUAGAGAUUCUCGAUUACAACGCAAGAAAUAAUCCAUCACCAUGUAGCAGUAGCAGUAUAGCGGUCUCUGCGGAAAGAAGUAUGUCACCUGCAGCAGCCAUGCUAAUGAACAACAGUUUCAAUAUUUCUAAUAUAUCUAAUAUAAGUCAACAAUUCACAACAUCAGGAACUGAAAAAGGUGUUGAUAUGAAUAGAUCUUUUUAUCCAUAUCAAGCUCAAAAUAAUACACCAGUGGCACUGGUUAACAUAGUGCCGGCUGUUCCAGCUGAUUAUUUUCUGUCUGAAAUUCAACGUAGCAUAUUAAAAAGAAAAUAUAAAGAAAUGAUUGGAGAUGAAAAUUCACAUAAUUCUAUGGAGCCAGAAUACCCAAAAUAUAAGAUGACUGAAUCUGGACGAGUUAUCAUCAUUGGACCAAAUGGAACUCAACUACCGGCACAUAAAUAUGAGCGCAUAAAUUGGAAGACAACUUCAACAGCUACACGUAAUUUGAUUACUAAUAUCUUUGAUGAAGAAAUAUUGGCGACUCAUUCACUCACCGGAAAACCAUCACCUGCGUUUAUUGAUCGCCCAAAUCCAGCGAAAAAGCAGUUGGACCCGCUUAAGGUAGCUGAUAUUAUAUAUUGUAUAAUGAGGAAAUGCAGUUGUCCAGAGCGCGAAAUACGUGCUGCCAUCACUAACAAAUGUGCUGACGUUGCUAAAAAAUUCAGGAAGCGUUCAUUAAUGAAGAGCCCCGGUCAAAUGUAGUCUAUUCAUACUUCAAAUAUUUUUAAAUUUAUAUUUAAAAUUUUUAAUUAAUAUUAAAAAAUUAAUUCUACGUUAUAAUAUAAGUUAUAUUGCUAUGACAAAAUUUUUGAAGAAAUCAUGUAAUACUAUAUUUCAUUCAUUUAUCCUACU
Teleopsis dalmanni is the source of this 1275-nucleotide messenger RNA. RefSeq names its product protein insensitive-like. Gene Ontology annotation, biological process: positive regulation of neuron differentiation; negative regulation of Notch signaling pathway. Gene Ontology annotation, cellular component: nucleus. The record is from RefSeq and is a predicted model, not a curated record. The transcript is spliced from 4 exons. Gene Ontology annotation, molecular function: DNA binding; transcription corepressor activity. Bases 181 to 1125 code for a protein of 314 amino acids. Lineage: Eukaryota; Metazoa; Arthropoda; Insecta; Diptera; Diopsidae.